AUGAAUAAACAGGUAAGAAGAUUCGACAGUUCGAAGAAAACGAAAUGUUCGUGUCUGACCAACACGGUGUCCAGUAUAAUUGGUCGACUUGGUGUAAUAAUUAGUCGAUAUCCCGUUUAUUUUGUCAUUGCGCCUGUCAUUCUUUCUGGUUUAUUAUCAAUUGGGCUGAUUAGAAUUCAAACCAACGACGACAUCGAUUCUCUCUUAGCUGCUGACAGAGAUAAGGUUGUGAAAAAUAUCAUAGCUCAUGUAGAUGGAAAGAAUGUUAGUUACGUGGACGUGUGCGAGAGUGUAGACGGCAAGUGUUCAGAAAAUACUCUUAUUGAUCUGCUAAACAACUCCGAAAAUACUAUUCAUAAAAUAUUAACAUUGAAAUAUCCCGUUAAUAUUGAUUCUGUAACAUACGCGUACAAAAUCCUCUGUUUGAAUUUAGGAGGGGUGACGACAGACGACAAAGGAUACGUAACUGAAGCAAAAGCGGUUCGUUUAUACUAUGUAUUAGACGAAUCGAAUUCAAGUAAGAAAAUGUGGAAUGAAGAAUGGACAAAGGCAGUUUACAACAAGUUGAGGGAUUAUAGUUUCCAGCAUAUUAAAACAUUUUCCGAGCCAAUAGCGUCUACCGGUUUUGAAAUAAUACGAAUUUCACAGAAAUUAGUUCCUUUGAUAAGCGUUGCUGUGGUCGUAGUGGCCGUUUUCUCCAUCACCACAAACAUGACUAACAAUUGGAUAAAGUGCAAACCCUGGUUAGGCGUAGCUACUGUCGUAUCUGCGGGUCUGGCUGUGACCACCGCUUUUGGAUUAUUAACCGCCUGUGGAGUACAAAACCUUCGGUGGAAUGUCAGCCUUCCUUUCAUGAUUCUUGCUACGGAAGUGGACGACUCGUUUGUGGUAUUGGCUUGUUGGAAGGUAACAGACUGCAAUGACAGCGUAGAAAAGCGAAUGGAACAGACGUAUCGCAACGCUGCAGUGUCCAUCACCAUAACGUCUCUAACGAAUUUCUUCUCUUAUUGUAUUGCCAUGACGUCACCAUUUCCGGGUAUAAGGAUAUUCUGUUUCUAUGCCGCAACGUGCGUCUUCUUCAGUUAUUUCUAUCAGUUGUUUUUUUUCGGCGGAUGUUUGGCAUUAAGCGGAUACAGAGAAGAGAAGGGUCUUCAUCCUUUUACAUUUAAACCAGCUUUUGAAACUCUUGAACAAAGCGACUAUUUCAAAGAAGAAAGUGAGGACUGUUUUAUGAAGUUCUUCAGAGAUACAUUUUCAGCUUUGAUUUUUCAUCCUGAAGGGCUGAACGUGUACAAUCUCAAUUCAGAAAGUUCUGAGAUUACACAGGGAUAUCAUGUUUUUUAUAAAUAUUUUUCCAAAUACCCUUUUACGGUGCACGUCGUGAUUAAUGAAACUUUAGAUUAUUCUAAUCCAUAA
Centruroides sculpturatus (bark scorpion) is the source of this 1416-nucleotide messenger RNA. Its product is annotated as patched domain-containing protein 3-like. The transcript has 6 exons. The record is from RefSeq and is a predicted model, not a curated record. Gene Ontology annotation, cellular component: plasma membrane; cytoplasmic vesicle membrane. NCBI's taxonomy places the organism in Eukaryota, Metazoa, Arthropoda, Arachnida, Scorpiones, Buthidae. Gene Ontology annotation, biological process: endocytosis; molting cycle, collagen and cuticulin-based cuticle. The coding region runs from base 1 to 1416 and encodes 471 amino acids.